AACUGUGAAAACAUAACUACACAGACUUUUAGUACAGCUCCAACAUUAUCAUCAACAAGCUUCAAUUUAUCAUCAAGUCCAACAUCAACAGUUCAAAUAUCCUCCAGUGUUUCAGUCAUAUCCACCGAUACAUCCAUAAAAACUCCUAUUAGUAUGCCUUUAACAACUGUCUCAGGUGACAAGUCUUCACCACCAACUACUACAUUAACAAGUCAUAUUUCUUCCACUAAUACCAGCACUUCAACAACCCCAUCCAAAACAUCUCCAACAUUCACAACAUCGAAAACAGGGACUUUAACUUCUAGCCCUGAAUGCAAUUGUCAUUGGUCAGAUUGGAAUGACUUUGGUGGCUUAACAACAGGUCCUGAGGGUGGUGAAAUAGUACCCAUUGAAACGAUAACUGAGACUUUUUAUUCAUGCUCAAGAGCAAAGGAACUACAAUGUCGUGCCAAACGCUAUCCUGGAGUUCCUGUUUCACAGCUUGGUCAGGUUAUAAAGUGUAAUACAAUAGAUGGACUAGUUUGCUUGAACAGACACCAAGGACUUACACAGCAAUGUUAUGAUUAUGAGGUUAGAUUAUUCUGUUGUGAUGAAAACUGCAGCAACAUUACAACACAGACCUCAAGUACUGAUCCAGCAACAAUGUCAACAAGUACAAAACGAACAGUCCAAAGUUCAGCCUCUGGUCCAAGCAACCCAACGACUACACAAGCAAUGCCCACAGCUAAAGUUUUACCUGCAUUGUCUACAGGCGUGACUACAACACUGACUGAAACAACAUCAGUCCAGAAUUACUCCAACUUUACAAGCAUAUCUAUAACUCCAACAACAAAUACUUUUUCAAGCCCAUCAACAAUUCAUUCAACACCCACAACAAUGAAAACAAGCACCCUUAUUUCUACAUCUGGAUGCAAUUGUCAUUGGUCAGAUUGGAGUGAUCAUGGUGGCUCAACAACAGGUCCUGAUGGUAUGGAAGUAAUUUCUAUUGAAUCAAUAAUUAAAUCCAGUUCAAGCAUAUGCUUAGCAAUAAAAGAAAUAGAGUGUCGUGCAAAACCUUAUCCUGGAGUUCCCCUUUCACAACUUGGCCAGGAUGUAAAGUGCAAUAUAAUAGAUGGACUAGUUUGCUUGAACAGACACCAAGGACUUACACAGCGAUGCUAUGAUUAUGAGGUUAGAGUAUUCUGUUGUGAUGAAAACUGUGACAACAUUACAACACAGACUUUUAGUACUGCUCCUACAACAUUGUCAACAAGUAUGCAUAUACCAUCAAGUACAACCUCAGCAGUCCGUGGUUCAUCCACUGUUACAAGCGUAUCCACUGGUUUGUCAACAGUUUCUAUCAGUUCAAUUCCAUUAUUUUCUUCCCGCAUGCCUACAUCAUCUACAAGGACAUCCACUAACCAAAUUUCCUCCACAAAAACAAACAUUUUAACAAGUACGCCAACAGCUUUAACUUCAGCAGUUUUUCCUGAUACAACACCUGUUUCUCCUACAAGCAGGUUUACACAAAAAGUUACAACACAAGUAAUCCAAAGUUCAGCCUCUGGUCAAAACACACCAACUACUGCACAAGCAAUGCCCACAGCUACAGCUUUACCUGUGUUUUCUACAGGUGUGACUACACCACUGACUGAAACAACACCAGUCCAGAAUUACUCCAGCUUCACAAGCAAAACUACAACUCCAACAACAAAAAUGAUUUCAACACCAUCAACAAUUGAUUCACCAUCCUCAACAAUGAAAACAAGCACCCUUAUUUCUACAUCUGGAUGCAAUUGUCAUUGGUCAGAUUGGAGUGAUCAUGGUGGCUCAACAACAGGUCCUGAUGGUGGUGAAGUAGUUUCUAUUGAAACAAUAAUUGAAUCCAGUUCAAGGAUAUGCUCAGCAAUUAAAGAAAUACAGUGUCGUGCAAAACGUUACCCUGGAGUUCCUCUUUCACAACUUGGCCAGGAUGUGAAGUGCAAUAUAAUAGAUGGACUAGUUUGCUUGAACAGACACCAAGGACUUACACAGCAAUGCUAUGAUUAUGAAGUUAGAUCAUUCUGUUGUGAUGAAAACUGCGACAACAUUACAACACAGACCUUUACUACUGCUCCUACAACAUUGUCAACAAGUAUGGAUAUACCAUCAAGUACAACAUCAGCAGUCCGUGGUUCAUCCACUGUUACAAGCUUAUCCAAUGGUUUUUCAACAAUUUCUAUCAGUUCAGUUCCAUUAUUUUCAUCCGGCAUGCCUAUAUCACCAACAAAGACAUCUACUAGCCAAAUUUCCUCUACAAAAACAAACAUUUUAACAAGUACAUCCGCAGCUUUAACUUCAGCAGUUUUUCUUGACACAACACCUGUUUCUCCUACAAGCAGGUUUACACAAAAAGUUACAACACAAGCAGUCCAAAGUUCAGCCCCUAAUCAAAACAUACCAACGACUACACAAGCAAUGCCUACAGCCAAAACUUUACCUGUGUUUUCUACAGGCUUGACUACACCACUGACUGAAACAAAGUCAGUCCAGAUUUACUCCAACUUUACAAGCAUAUCUACAACUCCAACAACAAAUACUAUUUCAAGCCCAUCAACAAUUCAUUUGACACUCACAACAAUGAAAACAAGCACCCUUACUUCUACUUCUGGAUGCAAUUGUCAUUGGUCAGAUUGGAGUGAUCAUGGUGGAUCCACAACAGGUCCUAAUGGUAGUGAAGUAAUUUCUAUUGAAACAAUAAUUGAAUCCAGUUCAAGCACAUGCUCAGCAAUUAAAGAAAUACAGUGUCGUGCAAAACGUUACCCUGGAGUUCCUCUUUCACAGCUUGGCCAGGAUGUGAAGUGCAAUAUAAUAGAUGGACUAGUUUGCUUAAAUAAACACCAAGGCCUUGCACAGCAAUGCUAUGAUUAUGAGGUUAGAUUAUUCUGUUGCAAUGAAAACUGUGACAACAUUUCAACACAGACCUUAAGUCCUGCAACAAUGUCAACAAGUAUGCAUGUACCAUCAAGUACAACAUCAGCAGAACAUGGAUCACCCACUGUUACAAUUAAAUCCGAUGGUUUAUCAACAACAAUUUCUGCUGGAACACCUUAUCCAUCUCUUUCAACCAGCAUGCCUACAUCACCAACCACAACAUCAGUAAGCCUAAUUUCCUCUAAAAAUGCAGACAUAUCACCAAGAUCAGCAACAACUUUAAUUUCAACAUCAUUUCCUGAUACACACUCAGUUUCUUUAACAAGUAGGCUUGCCACAUCAACAGUCCAAAAUAUCCCUUUUGAAAAAAGCACACCUACAAUGCCAACAAAGAUGUCUGAAAGGACAUCUUUUGCAGUGAUUUUAACUAACGUAACUACACCAUUGACUGAAACUACACCAUUUCUGCAUUCAUCCAAUGUUACAAGAAUAUCUACAGCUGACACAACAGAUGUAUCCACAAGCAAAUCAACAAUAUUUCCAACAUCCACAACAUUGAAAACAGUUACACUUGAACCUACCCCUGGAUGUAAUUGUCACUGGUUAGAAUGGAAAGACUUUGGUGGUUCAACCACAGGUCCUGAUGGUGGUGAAAUAGUAUCCAUUGAAAGAAUAAUUGACACUUAUUCUGUUGCAUGCUCAGCUGUAAAGGAAGUGCAGUGCCGAGCAAAACACUAUCCCACAGUUCCUAUUUCACAGCUUGGCCAGGUUGUGAAUUGCAAUACAAAAGAUGGACUAGUUUGCUUAAACAAACAUCAAAGUCUUGCACAGCAAUGCUAUGACUAUGAAAUAAGAGCAUUUUGUUGUAAUGAAGAAAACUGUGCCAUCAUGACAACAAAGUUUGUAACAAGUCCUACUCCUUCAACCAACAUGGAUAUAUCACCAAGUACAACAUCAACGGUCCAACGUUCUUCAACUAUGUAUCCAUAUCAGUCAACAAAAAUUUCUACUAGAACACCUUUACCACUUUUUUCCUCCACAAGCAUACAAACAACUACUUCAACAUCUUUAACAAAGCUUUCUUCUCUACCUUCGGUUUCUUCAACAAGCAAAUUUAAUCAAGAAGUAACAACAACAGCCCAGAAAUACUUUACUGGUGAAAGCAUAUCUACAAUUCCAACGACCUCUACUGGUAAACCUCCAGCAUCAUUUUCAGCUAGCUACAUUACUACACCAGCAAAUACCACAUCCACAAGUCUUCUUUCCUCAACAAGUGGAAAAACGAUUACAUCUACAGCAACAUCUUCAACAAAGUUUUCUCUCAUCGACAUCUACAGAAACAUCUUCAGCAAAGUCUUCUACUACAGGUUCAGGUACAACAAUGAGCAACUUAUCAUUGCAUGUUUCGACACCAAGAGUCCAGACUUCUACUACUGGUACAAGCACAUCUACAUCAACAACAAUUUCUACCACUAUGCCUUCAUCGCUAUUUUCGACUGGCAUGAAUACACCACCAACAAAAACACCCACAUUCCAGAACUCCUUAAAUACUACAACGUAUCUUCAGGAAUGUCCUCUACUGGUAAAAGCAUAUCCACAAUUCAAACAACAAUCUCUACUGGUACUCCUCCAACAUCAUUUUCAACUAGCUACACUACUACACCAACAAAUACCUCAUCCACAAGUCUUAUUUUCUCAACAAGUGGAAAUAAACUUCCAUCCACAGCAACAUUAGAUCCACCAACAGUACAAAAUCUCUCCACUGGUACAUUCCCGCCGAUGUUUGCACCAAAUACAACCACUACAUCACAGAGUAUCGAAUCCACAAGUCUUAUUUCCUUCACAGGUGGAAGCACCACAGCAUCUACAGCAAUAUCUUCAGCAAAGUCUUCUACUACAACUCCAGUCUCAACAACAAGCAAGUUAACAUUGCAUGUUACAACACCAAGUGUCCAGAGUUCCACUACUAGUAGAAGCAUACCCACACCAUCAACAAUUUCUACUAAUAUGCCUUUACCGCUGUUUUCAACUGGAAUGAAUACACCACAGACUGAAACACAAACAGCCCCCAGUCCCUCUAGCAUUACGAGCCUGACAACUCAAUCCUUAGCUACAACAGCUACAAGCAUGCAUAUACUACCAACUUUAAUUCAAAAUACCUCCAACAUUACAAGCAUAUCUACAAAUCCAACAACAAAGACAUCUUCAGACCUUUCAACAAUUUCUGCAAUAUCGACAACAAUUAAAACAAGCACUCUUAUUUCUGCCCCUGUGUGUAAUUGUCACUGGUCCAAUUGGAAUGACUUUGGUGAACCAACAAAAGGACCUGAUGGUGGUGAAACAGUACCUAUUGAAGAAAUAACUGACACUAAUCUUUCUAUAUGCUUAACACUAAUGGAAGUACAAUGCCGUGCAAAACACUAUCCUGGAGUUACUCUUUCUGAGCUUGGCCAGAUUGUAAAGUGCAAUACAAUAGAUGGACUAAUUUGCUUAAACAAACACCAAGGUCUUACGCAGCAAUGCUAUGACUAUGAAAUUAGAGUUUUCUGUUGUGAUGAACAUUGUGGCAACAUCACAACGCACACUAUAAGUACAGCUCCUUCUGUGUUGUCAACAACUCUUUUGCCUUCAAGCACAAUAUACACAGAUCCAUCUACAAUAACUUCUAUUGGGACACCUUUAGCAUUUUUAUCCAGCAUGCCUAAAUCUCCAACUACAUCAACAAGCCACAUUUCUUCUACAAAUGCAAAUAUUCCAACAAGUACUGUAAAAACUUCUAAUUCAUUAAUAUUGCCUACUACAUCUUCAUUUUUUUCAACAAGCAGGUUUACACAAGAAGUUACAACACAAACACUACCUAGUUUUCCACCUAGUAAAAACAUAACAUUGACUACAAAAGCAAUGUCUACAGUUGCAGCUUCACCAGUGGUUUCUUCUAGCAUGACAUCAAUUUCAGUCCAGAAUUCCUCCAACAUCAUGAGCGUAUUUACAUCUCCAACAGUAAAAACAUCUUCAAGCCAAUUGACAAUUUCUCCAAUAUCCACAACUGUAAAAACAAGUCCUCUUGUGCAUGAAUGCAAUUGUCAUUGGUUAGAUUGGAGUGAUUAUGGUGGCUCAACAAUGAGUGCUGAUGGUGGUGAAAUAAUUCCUAUUGAAAGAAUUACUAAAUCCUGUCCAAGUACAUGCUCAGCUCUGAAAGAUAUACAGUGUCGUGCAAAACUUUAUCCUGGUGUACCUCUUUCACAGCUUGGACAGUUUGUGAAGUGCAAUACAAAAGAUGGACUAGUAUGCUUGGAUAAACAGCAAGGGCUUGCACAGCAAUGUUAUGUCUAUGAGAUUAGAGCAUUCUGUUGUGAUGAAAACUGUGACAAAAUUACAACACAAACCCUAAAUACAGCUCCUACUACAGUAUUAUCAACAAUGAUCAAUGUUCCACAGAGUACAACAUCAGCAGUCCAAAGGUCCUCCAGUGUUUCAAGCAUAUCCACAGAUAUAUCAGCAUUUUCUGUUGGGACUCAUUCUCCAACUUUUUCAAACAGCAUGCCGGCAUCACCAACUACAACACCAGUAAGCCUAAUUUCCUCUAUAAAUGCAAACAUGACACUAAUACCAACAACAACAACUUCAACUUCAACAUCAUUUCCUGCUACACAUUCAGUUUCUUUAACAAGUAAGCUUGUACAACCAGUUACCACAUCAACAGUCCAAAAAUUCUCCCUUGAUAAAAGUAUACCUACAACACCAGCAAAGAUAUCUGAAAGAACAUCUUCUAAAGUGUUUUUAACUGACAUGACUACACCAUUGACUGAAACAUCUUCACUUCUGCAUUCAUCCAAUACCCCACGAUUAUCAACAACUCAGGCAAUAAAUGCAUCCACAAGCAAAUCAACAAUGUCUCCAACAUCCACAACGUUGAAAAUAGUUACACUUGAACCUACCCCUGCAUGUAAUUGUCACUGGUCAGAAUGGAAUGAUUUUGGUGACUCAACUACAGGUCCUGAUGGUGGUGAAAUAGUUUCCAUUGAAAAAAUAACUGACAUCUAUUCUGUUACAUGCCCAACAACAAAGGACAUACAGUGUCGUGCUAAACACUAUCCCACAGUUCCUAUUUCACAACUUGGCCAGGUUGUAAAGUGCAAUACAAAAGAUGGAUUAGUGUGCAUAAACAGACAUCAAGGCCUUGCACAACAAUGCUAUGACUAUGAAAUUAGAGUAUUCUGUUGUACAAAAAACUGUGCAAACGUGACAACACAAACUGUAUCAACAAUUCCUACAAUGUCUUCACCAAGUACAACAUCAAUGGUCCAAAGUUCCUUGACUAAAUCUACAUUUCAAUCAACAUCAAUAUCUACUAGUAUGCCGUCACCAUUUUUUUCCUCAUCAACCAUACCAACAACUACUGAAACAUCUUCAACGACUUUUUCUUCUCUACCUUCAGUUUCUUCAAGCAGGUUUACAAAAUAUGUUACAACAACAGUGCAGAAUUUUUCCACUGGUAAAAACAUAUCAACAAUUCUGACAACAGUCUCUACUAGUAGACCUUCACCAUUGUUUUCACCUGGCUCAACAACUACAUUGCCUACUACCACAUCCACAAGUCUUAUGUCCUCAACAAGUGAAAGCUCAUCGACAUCUACAGAAACAUCUUAUUCAAAGUCUUCUACUGCAGCUUCAGUUACAACAAUGAGCCACCUAUCAUUACAUAUUACGACAACAAGAAUCCCGACUUAUACUACUGCUGCAAAAAGAUCUACAUCAACAACAAUUUCUACCACUAUGCCUUCAUCGCUAUUUUCGACUGGCAUGAAUACACCACCGACAAAAACACCAACAUUCCAGAACUCCUCAAAUACUACAAGCCAGACAACACAUUCCUUAGCUACAACAGCUACAAGCAUGCCUAUAACACCAACUUCAAAAUCAUCAUUGGAAGUUUCAUCCACUCUCAAAAGCGUAUCUUCAGGAAUAUCAACAACAACUUCUGCUGGUAUUCAUUUAUCAGCAUUUUCAACUAGCAUUCCUACACCAAGAACUAUGACAGCAACAAGUAUAACAUCCUCCCCAGGCCAAAGCAUAUCAACAACUGCUGCAACAUCUUUAACAAGCAGAUUUACACAAGGAGUUACAUCAACAGUCCUGAAUUCAACGACUGGUAAGAACAUAUCAACAAUUACAACAACAGUCUCCGCUAAUACAUCUCCACCAUUGUUUUCACCUGGCUCAACAACUACAUUACCGUCUACCUCAUCCACGAGUCUUAUUUCUUCAACAAGUGGAAGCUUAUCGACAUCUACAGAAACCUCUUCAGCAAAGUCUUCUACUAUAGGUUCAGGUACAACGAGCAACCUAUCAUUACAUGUUUCGACACCAAGAGUCCAGACUUCCACUACUGGUACAAGUGCAUCUACUUUAACAACAAUUUCCACCACUAUGCCUUCAUCGCUAUUUUCGACUGGCAUAAAUACACCACAGACAAAAACACCAACAUUCCAGAACUCCUCUAAUACUACAAGUCAGACAACACAAUCCUUAGCUACAACAGCUACAAGCAUGCCUAUAAUGCCAACUUCAAAAUCAUCAAUGGAGAUUUCAUCCACACUUAAAAGCGUAUCUUCAGAAAUGUCAACAACAACUUCGGCUGGUAUUCAUUCAUCAGCUUUUUCAACUAGCAAUCCUACACCAAAAACUAUGACAGCAACUAGUAUUUCAUCCUCCUCAGGCCAAAGCAUAUCAACAACUACAGCAACUUCUUCAACAAAGGUUUCUGUAGUACCUUCAGUUUCUUCAACAAACAGAUUUACACAAGGAAUUACAUCUACACUCCAG
Molecule: messenger RNA, 8718 nt
Organism: Danio rerio (zebrafish)
Lineage: Eukaryota; Metazoa; Chordata; Actinopteri; Cypriniformes; Danionidae
Source: RefSeq, a predicted model, not a curated record